This is a messenger RNA of Baudoinia panamericana UAMH 10762, 2294 nucleotides long. RefSeq lists its product as uncharacterized. Bases 460 to 2220 code for a protein of 586 amino acids. The record is from RefSeq and is a predicted model, not a curated record. Gene Ontology annotation, molecular function: calcium ion binding. NCBI's taxonomy places the organism in Eukaryota, Fungi, Ascomycota, Dothideomycetes, Mycosphaerellales, Teratosphaeriaceae. The transcript is spliced from 3 exons. Gene Ontology annotation, biological process: protein folding. Gene Ontology annotation, cellular component: endoplasmic reticulum membrane; endoplasmic reticulum.
GUGGGAUGCCAAGUCAGGAAGGUAUGGUGUUGUAGACUUCACCACGCUGGCCUGGGAUGGUUCUGCCCACAGCGGCGACACUCGGAUGUGGCCUUCUUUCUACGACCUGAAUGCCGUAGUGUAGUGUCAUAACCAACGAAGAUUAUCUCUUUCCUGCAAAAUCCUCGAAGCAGGGCAUCACUUGUAGCCAAACCACCUUUACACGCACAGAACCGAGUUUACAGUCACGUGCAUAGCCAAGCACCACCAUGCAGGUCGAUGCGGCCUGCAUCCCCGCAGCGAGGAGCUUCAGCAGUCGGGCCAGCAUUAUUGACACGUUGCCCGACUCGCCAGCCAUAAAAUUAUCACACGUCCUCUGACUUCACCCCGUCCCUGACUUUUAACUCACUAUUGAGACAACGCUCCUCUUAGCUUGACUAACCUUUGUUUUUCUUUAUACAACGGUGCAACACCGCAAACAUGCGUGUCACCGCUCUCGUUGCUCUGGGCUGCUAUGCGGCCAUUGCACGAGCCCAGGAAGACCUGGAGGAUGCUGGCAGUUCGGUGUCGUCUGCGGCCACUGAGGUGUCCAGCUCUGUGGCAUCUGUUGUAGAGAGCGUGACGUCUUCUGCUGUCUCCAAGCCUACCUUCACUCCUACCACCCUAAAGGCUCCCUUCCUCGAGCAGUUCACAGACGACUGGGAGAGUCGAUGGCAAGCAUCGCACGCCAAGAAGGAGAAUACCGAGGAGGAGUGGGCGUACGUCGGGACGUGGAACGUCGAAGAGCCCACCGUCCUCCGCGGCAUCGACGGCGACAAGGGUCUCGUCCUCAAAGACAAGGCCGCUCAUCAUGCCAUCUCCGCCAAGUUCCCCAAGGCCAUCACCAACGAGGGCGAGACGCUUGUGGUUCAGUACGAAGUCAAGCUCCAGGCUGGCCUGGAGUGCGGCGGUGCUUACAUGAAGCUCCUCCAAGACAACACCGCCCUCCACGCCGAAGAGUUCUCCAACGCCUCCCCUUACAUCAUCAUGUUCGGCCCCGACAAGUGCGGGACGACGAACAAGGUCCACUUCAUCUUCCGUCACAAGAACCCCAAGACCGGCGAGUAUGAGGAGAAACACCUCAAGACGCCCCCUCCGGCUCGCAUCACGAAGACUACCACGCUUUACACGCUCAUUGUCCGACCGGAUCAGAGUGUCGAGAUCAAGAUUGAUGGCGUCAGCGCGAAGAACGGCACGCUGCUUGAGGACUUCAGCCCGGCUGUGAACCCGGAGAAGGAGAUCGACGACCCCAGCGACGAGAAGCCCUCCGACUGGGUCGAGGAAGCUCGCAUCGCCGACCCGGAGGCUACGAAGCCAGCAGACUGGGACGAGGACGCGCCGUUCGAGAUUGUCGACGAGGAGGCCGAGAAGCCCGCCGACUGGCUGGAGAACGAGCCGACUAUGAUUCCAGACCCGGAGGCAGAGAAGCCAGAGGACUGGGACGAUGAGGAGGAUGGUGACUGGAUGCCGCCGAUGGUGCCCAACCCCAAGUGCGCCGAAGCGUCUGGCUGUGGGCCGUGGGAGAAGCCUAUGAUCAAGAACCCGGCUUACCAGGGCAAGUGGACCGCGCCCAUGAUUGACAACCCGGCGUACAAGGGUGUGUGGGCGCCGAAGAAGAUUGCCAAUCCGGAUUACUUCGAGGACAAGACGCCGGCGAACUUUGAGCCCAUGGGAGCUAUUGGCUUCGAGCUCUGGACCAUGCAAAACGACAUCCUCUUCGACAACAUCUACAUCGGCCACUCCGAAGCCGACGCCGCCGCCCUGGCCGCCGAGACCUUUGACGUCAAGCUGGCGGUCGAGAAGGCGGAAGAGGAGGCGGACAAGCCCAAGCCGAGCGAGAAGCCGGACAUCAAGAGCCCCAUGGACCUCAACUUCAUGGAUGAUCCGCUCACCUACGUGCGCGAGAAGGCGCAGCUCUUCUACGAGAUUGCCAAGCGCGACCCGCUCGAGGCGGUGCGCUUUGUGCCUGAAGUCGCUGGUACGCUGGCUGUUGGUGUUGUGUUGGUUCUGUUAGUGCUGGCGGGUGCGGUGACGGGUGGAGCGAAGGCGGCGCCAAGUAAGGAGCAGGUGAAGGAGAAGACGCAGCAGGCGCGCGAGCAGGCGGAGAAGAUUAAGGAUCAGGUUGCUGAUGCUGUUACGUCGGCGACGGAUAGUGCGAAGGAGGAGGUUAACAAGCGGUCGACGAGGAGCUCGGCACAGUAGGGGUGGAAUGGGCGAUAGACAGGGUGUUUGGUGGUUGUGGUGGCGGAAUGCUGAAUUCAGAUGUGUCAUGCUCA